This is a messenger RNA of Seriola dumerili (greater amberjack), 4021 nucleotides long. RefSeq names its product transmembrane protein 200A (gene tmem200a). The record is from RefSeq and is a predicted model, not a curated record. The coding region runs from base 260 to 1954 and encodes 564 amino acids. NCBI's taxonomy places the organism in Eukaryota, Metazoa, Chordata, Actinopteri, Carangiformes, Carangidae. The transcript is spliced from 5 exons.
UUGACUCAGACAAACUGUAGGUAUGUCAGUACAGAGUCUCCAUUAAAGACCUUGGAUGUAGUAAAGACUGUGCUGCUGUUUCCCAGCCCUGCAUGGGAGCUGUCUCCUGUCAUCUUCAUUUUCUCCGGCAUGGCAUUUCAGUGGAAGUAGCCCUCAGAGUGGAAGAUGGUUUUUUACCCUCCCUCAGGUCACAGCCGGACCCCCCUCCAUGCCUAAUGGCACAGUGACAGUGAAAACUCGUCUUUUGUGAAGGUUAAGUAUGACGGCAGCAGCAGGUGUGCUAACAGGCUUGGCAAAGCUAAAACGCCAAGACUCUGCCCGCUCUCAGCACCGACCCAUACCACCUACAUCCCCAGGCCUGGGAAACCCCGCCCCAGAGGCCGCCCCCAGAAAGAGAAAGCGACGCACUGAUGUUGUGGUGGUACGCGGCAGGCUCCGCCUCUACUCCGCCUCUGGGUUUUUCCUUCUCCUCGGACUGGUCAUCUUAGCCAUAGGGAUCGGCAUGGCGACACUGGGUUACUGGCCGCACAGUGAAACCAUGCCCUCAGCCAAAUCGGUGACCCGAGGGGGAUCUAAGACAGCUACUGCUGGAGGAGCCAAAACAUCUUCCACAGGUGAUGGAAAUGGGGCUCACAUAUCUGUCACAGACGGGGAAAUGGCUAACUCCAGCACAAGUCAUAAUGUGCAAGGUACGCCCUCCAAGCAGACCGGGGGAGCUCUGACACGCUUCCUGGAACAGCAUCGGCACUCUGAGAGGAUGAAGAUGUUCGGGCCUUUCACCAUGGGCAUUGGGAUUUUUAUCUUCAUCUGUGCUAAUGCCAUACUUCAUGAAAACAGAGACAGAGAAACAAAGAUAAUCCAUAUGAGAGACAUGUACUCCACAGUCAUUGAUAUCCAUCGCCUCAGGCAGAAAGAGCAAAAACAACAGCAUCACCGCAACAGCACCUAUGCCCGAGAGGUUGGCGACCUACGAACCUUUGGAGCUGCCAGCAACUCCCUUCUGGCCUUCUCCUCUCGGGCAGGGGGAAUUGCCGGUGGGGGCUCUACAGAGGAUGAGGUGCUGUUAGGGGAUGAGGAGUUUCACAAACACAGGGAUCAGGCUAAGUUGGAUUGUAGCUUCGCAGGCCUGCUGGCGCCGCUCUACAAGGAUCGUCCCUUCUGUGGUCCAGGGCUCGGGCUCACUCACUCGGAUUCCAUUCGACAUCAGUGGUCGGUGGACGGAGAUGGGGAGAAGGGAGGACACCAUGCUCGCUCAAUUGUCUCCUCCUCUAUCUCUGCAUUUACCCUGCCCGUUAUAAAACUCAACAACUGCGUUAUUGAUGAACCGGAGAUGGAGGUGAUUACUGAGGAGGACAGAGGAGGAGAGAGAAGAGAGGGAGAGAGGUCACAGCCCCUGAGCUCCAUGGAGUCUCUGGCGGUCCCUGUAGCAUCUGUUGCCAAGGCCUCCAAACCACCGAGCUUACACCGGAGUAACUCCGCCUCCUCCUAUUCCCACUGCUCCUCUAUCUCCUCUUCCUCCCUCUCCCCUGCUCCCUCCUCUACCUCAGGCUGCUGGCUGUCCCCUGGAGCAGCAAGGAGUGACUUUGGCUCCAACUCAUCUCUGCAAAUGCUCAGCAGCCACUCCAAAUCUCUGGACCUGGAGCGCGGGCCCAGCAUGCUCAGCGUGCAUCCGGAGCAGCGGAAGCACCCCAGCUGGCCCCGCCUUGACCGUAGCAACAGCAGCCGCAGUAACAGUGGCAACCGGGGCAGCAGUAAAGGCUACAUGCGGCUGGAGGACAGGGAGGAGCAAGGGGAGCGGCUGCUGGAUGUGUCAUCGUCUGUGACAGCGAGGCGUGACUACAGUAAGCGUGAGAAGCUGCUAAUGAUAUCGAGGUCGCAUAAUAAUCUGAGCUUUGAGCAUGAUGAGUUUAACAGCAACACACUGAAGAGAGGCAGCUCUGAGACUCGAUUCUGAAGGUCCUGAAGUAAAGGUUGUUCUUUUUCUGUAAAUUGCUCUCCAGACAGUCUGAGUGUACAGUGUUUGUGUCAGGGGGAACUGACGAGUGUAACAGCUGCACCCCGGAGAGAGGAAACACUAACGUGGUUUCAAAAACACUUUUUUGCGCAGCAGGCUGGAGAGUAGUGAAUGAUGGACCGUCUUGUAAAAGGACCAUCAGUAAAAGGUUCAGACCUCAUGUCAGCGAGACACUGAAUGCCUACUGCACCAGGUCCAGUGGUGCUGUUCUGUAGCCGACCCUGACCUGUGACCUCUGUGGAGGGAGGCAAGGGAAGGGAGAAUCUUUCUACAGGGAUGAAAUAAAGAAAGUCACGAUACAUCAUCAGUUUACUUUAUACAAAAAUAGUUCUUGUAAGUUUGAACAGGAUAUCAACCCUGAGACGAGGCUUUAGGAUCGAUACUGUUUCAUUGUAACAGGCUUUGAAAAUUGCUUUUUGGUGACAGGAUUACAUUCAGGCAGCUGCUGUGAAAUCAAUGACAAAUUGAAAGAGCUUUGAGCAAGUUUUCUCAGUGACAUAAAAGCAAAUUCUUUAUAACACAGCCAAGACCAAACCUGAGAAAUGAGCAAGACCAGUUUAAUAUCAGAAGAAGAGAAAUAUUUAUCUAUACCGCACGUUUGAAAACAAAGCUACAAAGUGCUUAAUAAGGUUGUAUAGAGAGACGAAGGCUGAUGAUGGUAAUUUUCAAUUAACACAGAUAUGACAACUAAACUGAUCCAGAACCGGCUGGUAACUUAUUACCCGGUGUAAACCUGUGUAAGAGCAUGUAACAGAAUACUGCAGUGACAAGGCUCCUAAGCCCAAAAGAUAUAGAUAUUAGUGGUAAGCUACUUGUUUUCACUGUGGUUACAGUGUUUGUCUGAUCCUCAGACUGUAGUAGAUAUAGAGACUGGGCCACACAAAGAGCAAAGUCAGACAAAGUCGGUUACUUCAAUGUCAGUAGGCCAGAGAAAAUCGAGCUGACAGGCUGGAAAAUACAAUAACAGAGUCUGUGUUACCCUGCAGUCACAAUUUUACUGCCCUUUCUCUAGAACUGUAGUAGGAAGUUUUGUAUGUCCACUACUGAAAAAUGGACUUAACAAUCACUGUCAGUUUAUUUCUCACUAAAAAAGAUUGUGAUUGACUUCACUCAGGAUAUGCAGUGUAUUGUUUGUAUAUUGAUCAUUUUUGUCUCUUCAUAAACCUAUUUAGUAGAAAACCCUACUAUUUGAGUAUUUGUAGACCAGAAGUCUGAUGAUUAGGUUUGUAAGUAAUGAUUUUUCUGUGAACACAUUUACCAGAGCUCAAGUCAAACUAGAAGUCAAAAAAGUUAUUCAAUUUAUAAAGCAAAUAGUCACAUCUGAGGCAUUUCUGCUUCACAAAUUACUUUAACAAUUGAGCUAUUCGGAUUGUCAUCGAUUCAUUUUAGGCUCUGCAUGACUGAUUGAAGACUACCUGAUCAGUAUAAAACAGUGAUGAUAGAGUACUGAUUUUGCAUUGAGCCGACACUAAAUCACUACAUACACACCUAUCUUUAUAAAUCCAGGGACUUGUACACAAUGAAAUGUCAGCCAUGCUGUUUUCCGUCACAUUUCUCAUUUGGCGACAAAUCUUUUGUUGCUUUUUUAAAAAUUUUUUAUUCACCGUGUGAUGAAGAUCGGAGAAUUGAGUUCAGGAAUUCAGCUACUGAGCGUCAUUGUAAUAAUGUCUCAGAAUAUGAUCUUUUCUCAUUACGUCAUCACAUGUUGGAAGUGUGUGUCCGAGCCGACAUGAUGCGUCUGUAUUGCUCAAUAGCUGUUUCAUAUUCUGUUUUGCUGUCAGAUUGAACACAUCUGUAAAUGUUGUUAGGAAUAUGUUCUGUGCUGCUUUUAAUGAAAGACAUGUGAAGAGUAACACAUGUUGUCAUUUUGAAAUCUAACCUGAUGUGUGGUGAAAAAGACAGAGCCCCUUUUAAGAGUACAGGAAUCUUACCAGAGAGCUUCAUUAACUGGUCCCCAGCAGUUUAUGGGUCAAUGUCUAAUUUUGUCCUCUCUGAAAAUAAACUGUA